AUGUCAACUUGGAGCAGCCAGCUGAGGCAUCACUACCGGCAGCUUCAAGUUGCCCUGGGCAGAGUGCGCAAGGAACAGGAGAAGAGAGACGAGGCUGCUACGAGCUCACCAGCUACGUCGAGGCCGGCCCGGUCCUCUCCUCCCUCUACGAGUUCUCCGAGGCGGGCGAGCAGAGAGACCCAGGAGGAGCCCCACGGUGAGGACGAUGCGGAUGAAGGCGAGACGGUUGCCCCCCCUGAAGAUGAUCGCGACGAGCUCUUGGCCGACGAGGACCGGGGAAAUGCCUCUCCUUCAUGGCGGCGGUCGCGCCGCAAGAAUCGGGACACCGAUACGGACUCGGACGACUCCACCCGUGCCCUCGCCGACAUCGCCUUGUGGGAGCGCUACGAUGAGACCUUGCCUGAUGUUCUGCCCAGCGAGUUGCUGGGAUGGCUGUUGCUGCGUCGCGCUGGACUCAGCCAUCAGGCCUCCUUGGCGGUGCAGUCUGCUGCUUCAGGCUCCCUUCGGCUGGAUGAUAUAGAGAAAGCCCUGCGGGCCAUGGAAGACGAGAUCCUUGGCCAGGAGCUUCGACCUCGCGGACUUGGCGGCAAAGGACAUGGGCGCCAUCGCACCUAUUGGGUGGAAGAAGGAGGCGAGUGGUCAAUGUGGCUGGGCGAGAACGGCGACUUGGAUGAGCUCUUUGAUGGUGGCGAGAUCCACUAUGUCGGCAAGAAGCUCCCUCCACAGGUUCAUCCGGAGCCCUACGUCGCCCCUGACUAUGCCGAGGAAUGGACCUACUAUGGCAGUGGUUGGGACUCCUAUCCAGAUGAAUGGUCUGGGUGGGACUAUGACUCCUCCUGGUGGUACGACGACUUGCCACCCGAUCAGCAGCAGGAGUUGGAAGAAGCGUAUGCGGCGGUGGACCAGAAGGCCCGGACCUUCGUGGAGGCUCGGCAGGCGGUGAAGGCCAGGAACCUGUCCCGUGGCUUCUACCCGUUUGCUCCGUCGACAAAAGGAGGCGCCUUUAAGGGAAAGAAGGGCAAAGGAAAGGGCAGACCCAAGGGCAAGGGCUAUGGAUCCGCGGCCUCGUCUUCUUCCCCUCCGGUGUUGGCAGUGUCAGGCUCUCCUAGCCUGAAUGAUGAUGGCAGUGGCUUCUUGGGAGCAGCUGUGGGUGAUCCUGCCUACACCGGCUGCUUUAUCUGUGGCAGCAAGGCCCAUGACUUUCGCCAUUGCCCAAAGCGCCAGAAUAAGGGUGGUGGCAAGGGAUCCGUGCAUUUUGCUUCGGAGGUGGCCACCAUUUUCUACAGCGAGGAUUCCCUUGGUACCCUGAAUUCUACUUCUUCUUGGCCUCCCUCUCCGGUCUAUGCGAUUCAAGAGGACGGGACCGAGGAGGAGAUCUUCUCCCAGGAUCCCUCUGAAGACUUGUCGGGCUACGCUGUGCUCGACUCUGGGGCUACCGAGACGGUGGCUUCCUUACCUGCUUUGGAGGCCUUGAUGAGAGUUCGCCAGGGUUCCAGUGAUUUUCAAGCUGCAGAACGUUUUCAGGUGUUGGACCAGCCCCCGAAGAAAUUCAAGUUUGGGAAUGGAGAGUUUGCGGUGUCCUCGUCUUUCCUGUUGCUUCCUCAGCAGAUAGGUGAUCAUCGUGUGGAUCUGGGAGUCUACACGUUGGAUGUGGUUGGCGUUCCAGUGCUUAUAGGCAUUAAGACUAUGAUGCGUCUUCAUGCAGUUGUGGAUUUUGCCCAUUGCCGUGCUGUGUUCGCUGCGGUUGAUGCAGGUCCGGCCAGCAGCUUCAUGGUGCAAGGGCAUGACGAACCAGAGUUGCCAAGACUAGGAUUUCCCUGCAUUGGUGAUGACUUCUUCAUCUUCGCUGCAGCCUUCAGCAGAUCAAGCGGUAGACCCUAUGCGCUCCCUGGCUGUCUUGGCUGGACUUGUCAGCCUUCAUGGCCAAGCCAUCGGCAGCGGGAAAAUCCAAGACCAAAGAAGGCGGCCGAUCCCCUCGACGAGGAGAGGACGGAGGGACCAGAUUUGAGGGACCCCCGGGUGAAGGGAGGCCCGUGCUUCGGGAACCACAAGGUGGCAAAGGCCUACAAAGGGAGUGUGUCGGGCAGCAACCAGUAUGGGAGCUGGACAGGAUGCGAAGUCUGCAAGAUCAGACUUUCUUACACUCCGAGGAUGGGGUGUCAUGGCAUCCAUCGCAAGAGCGCACCCCUGGCCAAGGAUGUCACCAGUGUUCUCGAGGACCUCCCGCCAGAGACGGAAGCCUACCCGAGCAACAAGGAGAUCUCUUUGACGGCGGCCGAGAACUCAGCGCUGGCGAGACUGGAACAUCUUCGCCGCCUUCGCAAGGACGGCCACUCCAAGAACACCGGAACUCAUGCUACGCUGGUGGAGCCGGCGGACCCCGAGGACCCGGUGAAGACCAAAGAUCAAUCCAGCAAGAACACCGGGGACCCCGUGAAGACCAGAGAUCAAUCCAGCAAGAACACCGGGGACCCAGUGAAGACCAGAGAUCAAUCCAGCAAGAACACCGGGGAAUCCACGAAUGUGUCCACAGGUCAGCAGUCGACAGGGUCCAGUCCAAUAUCCCCAGGUACGAUCGUGGUGGAUCCAGAGGAACUCCCCCGGCAUCCUGGUCGGAAGGCAGCCAGGCCCAGCACGCAGAUCGCGGAGGAGUUGGAUCAGGUCGAGGGCUUUGCGGACUACCUGACCUCCCAGAAGGCUUUCGAUUACCAGUCCAUGGAAGAGCUCCUCGGCAUGAUGAAACCCCGCACCUUUAUUCCGGGGAGGGCAUCUUCGGUGCCCGAGCGGAAGGCUGGUUUCUCUAUGGUAUUUGGCCUGUAUGCCCAUGGCUCCUACUUUGGGUGCACUCGGGCCUCCCGGAUGUAUCCUUCAGUGUGUCGUUAUCUGAACUUUUGCUUUCGGAACUUCGGCUCUGAGGCCGUGAGCCACUGGACGUCGGUGAGCGUGUUGGUGAACAUGAAGGGCUCGAUGCACCUGGAUGCCCACAAUGACUCGUCUUCGUAUAACUUGGCAGUGGGACUUGGCCCUUACGAGGGAGGAGAGCUGUGGGUGGAACUCCGUGACGGUGAUCCUUCCACACCAAAUCUUCCGCUCUCCUGGAGAGAGAUUCCUGGUGGCAAGCGAGCUCCUGGGCAGGUGCAUUCGACGAGAUGGUGUCCGACCACCUUCUCUCCCAAGCGCUACCACAAGACUCUGCCUUGGACCGGUACGCGGUACUCCGUGAUUGCUUACACUGCACGGAGCUGGCCGGAAGCCCAGAAUGAUCCUGAAGUACUUCAUCAACUACGACGCCUCCAAUUCCCUCUCCCGAGCUCACCUUUAUCACUGGCUCCCGGAGAGAUGCUGGCAGCCUUCGAGGGAGACCUCAACGAGGGGGAGGAACCAGACGCGACCUACGAAGAGGAGCAGCUCACUCAGGAUACCAGGACUUUGAAGGUGGUGAACCUGUGCACCCCGUGGCUCGACCCUCUGGCUCUGGAACAAGUACUCCAAGAACAGGAAUGGAAAUACCAGGGACUUUCCCUUCCUGAAGGAUGCGACCUCUCAACGCAUUCGGGCUUUCAGACCGCUAAAGAGCAGAUUGGCCUCUUGGGGCCUGAGUGGUUGUGGUGCCAUGUUCCUCGCGGCCCUACCCAGCUGUUUGCUGGGGAGCAGGGAUGGGACGAUCCCCGUCGGGCUUCGAAAGCCAAGCGCUACCUGAAGGUGCUGCGCCACCUCCUUUUGCUUUCCCGGGAUCACUUGAUCAAGGGCGGUAAGCUCAUGUGGUUGAUCCCCCCUGACAGCUUGGCUCCCUCAGUCCGAGAAGUGCAGCGUUUUUGGAAUGUUCACGGCCGAGGUUCCUCUCUUCACGUGUCUUCGGCGACCCAGGUUCUCUCCAAUGUGUUGGACGUUGCCGAUCUGCGACCGUCGACCCCUUCAAGUAAGUUUUGGACCUCAGUGACCACCACCUCAAGUGCUGCUACGGCUUGGAUGCUGGAGGCAGAGGGAGAUACUGUUUUCCCAGUGGAUACCAGCUGCCUCAAUACCUUGACUACCAGUGAGCUGGAACGGCUGAUGCAACAUGUUCGUCAAUUACAUCGGCGUUUCGGGCAUCCCUCGAACCGCCUCCUGGUCAAGAACCUACUCCACCGCAAUGCCGAUGAAAAGGUGGUGGCUGCAGCCUCUCAGCUGGAGUGUGAUGAAUGCCUGGAGUCCCAGAUCAAGAUGCCUUCCCCAGCUGUGAACUUGGAUAAGUGUGAAAAGCUGUGGUCAUGCCUGCAGGUGGAUGGGUUCCACUUGCGUUGUGGUGCCACGGUUUAUCAUUUCCUCUUGAUGGUGGAUGAGGCCAGCGGCUUUGCAGUUGUCCGGGAGAUGUUCUCCCAUCCCGAGGAGGACCAUCAGAACAUGUCCGGUCCUGAGGUCGUUCAGGUCUUACAAGAGGCCUGGUUUCAGUACUUCGGCUACCCGGACACGAUCAAGUUGGACUUGGAGGGUGCCCUGAGGAGCCGUGCCCUGCAUGAGGCGUGUGCCGACAAGGGGAUUGACCUCGUUCCGGCCCCCGCGGAGUACCACGAGAUGAUUGCGGAUGUUGAAAGGGAGAUCGGCUAUGUGAGGCAGCACCUGGAACGCUUCUUACGUGGAGGAGCUUUUGAGAAGCCAGGGCAAGCAGCCUUGGCGGCAGUGACUGCCCAUAACAGCCUGGCCCGGGUGCAUGGAUUUUCUCCCUUACAAUGGGCUCUGGGUCGAGACAUGUCUUUGGGACAAAGAGCCUCUGAUGCCCCUGGUGACCAGAUUUCCGCGACCCGGACCACGACCUUCAACAACCACGGUAACCUUCGCUUGGAGGCUGAGCAAGCCUUUUUGAAGUAUCGAGCAGAUCAGCUUGCAUCCCGCGCUAAGAAUGCCAAGGUCAGGGUGCAAGUGAGGUACUUCCCAGGGGACAUGGUCUUCUACCGACGCCAUAAAACUCCUGCUGACCUGCCGGCGAACUCGUGGGUAGAUCGACCUCGUCUUCGAGGAGCCCGUUGGUAUGGGCCGGCUCGCGUGCUCGCCUGUGAGACCAAGACUGAAGAAGGGUAUCGUAAACCCUCUCAGUAUGUCUGGGCCAUCUGCAGUGGAAGGUUGAAGAAGUUCCACGCCACCCAGCUCCGGCACGCCUCCCCUAGCGAGCGCUUAACUCACGAGGCCCUGAGAGACAUCACCAUGCCGUGGACGAUGACUUCCUUGACCCGGCUUCUUGAUAAAGGUUCUUAUGAUGAUGAGACCAGGGCCCGACCGUCAAGGAAUGUGGUGUUGGGGCGCAAGAAGCGGGGACUUCGACGGCGACCGGGCGAGGCCUCACCUCCUCUACCACGACAAGGUGUUCAACCUCCACGACUUCCUGAUGCUCAACCGGAUCCUCCCAUCUCGGACGAGGAGAUGAUCCCGGACGCGGAGAUGAGAAAAGCUCCUCGCCUUCACGAGCCAGCGACUGCGACUAGCUCCUCAACCCCUGAGCUCGACGUUGACCGCCUCCUGAAUGAUCCUCGAUACAUGCCUUCCUCUCGAGCAACUGGGUUCCGAGAGCAGCGGCGACUACAUGAACAAGGAGAUCGCCCCUGGCAUGUUCAGCACGGCCAGCUUCUGUACUCCGAGGAGGAGGUUGGGUCAGGCAUCUACGCGGUGACACUGGAUAUGCCUGCCAACGACAAGGAGUGGCGCAAGGUGCUGAAGGAUCCACGUAAGUUUAUGGCGAAGUCGGUUCAAAAGGGGGUGGAAGUCAGCUGGAAUCGCCUGAAUGAUGCCCAACGGGCAGCGAUGUCAGAGGCCAAGAAGGCUGAAGUUGAUUCCUGGAUAGCCAAUCGAGUGGUGAAGGCUGCCCUUCCUCACAUCACGAAGGAGCAAUCCCUUCGGAUGAGAUGGAUCUACACCUUUAAGGCGGCUGAGCCCGGGAAGAUCAAAGCAAAGGCGAGGAUGGUCAUCCUCGGCUAUAGUGACCCGUCGUUGUUGGAGCAGGCCAUGAAUCUGACCGAGGACCAGAUGGUUGAACUCCUUGGAUCUGCCUACGGCCUUACCUCAGCCCCGCGGGAGUGGUAUCAAGAUCUCACAUCCACUCUUCGACGUCUUCAGGCCCAGGCAUGCCUUUCCGAUCCAUGUAUUUGGAGGCUAUUCGAUGAAUCCGGUGAAAAGGUGAUCGGGCUCAUUGGGCUGUACGUCGAUGACAUUCUGUUUUGCGGCGACGAGGGAAGCGAGCUCUACUGCCAGUUCUUACAUGACCUCCACCAAGCCUACUCUUGGAGUCCCUGGGAGAGUGACAACUUUAGUCACUGCGGGGUUCGAGUUCAGCAGUUUGCGGACGCUAGCAUUUUGCUGGAUCAUUCUGAGUUUUGCUCAGAGUUGGUGCAGAUGCCCUCGCGAAGCAAGGAUGAUGACUCGGAGCUCACCGCUCAGGAGAUUUCUCAGGCCAGGGCCAUCCUGGGAUCGAUCCAAUGGAGGGCCUCGCAGACGGCUCCCCAGCACAGUGCUAAGGUUUCCUACCUACUGUCCAUGUUGGCUACCAAGAAGGGCGAGGUCGUGGAUAUGGUGAACAAACUGGUCCGCGAGGUGCACCUUGCCAGGCACGUCGCGGUGAAGAUAAAGCAGUUGGAGUGUGACCCAGCCCGCAUGAUCCUAGUGGGCUGGUCGGACGCGGCUGUCGCCAAUAGGCCUGACUUGCAGUCAACUGGAGGCCAUUUGUUUGGUCUGAUGAACCCUCAGGAAGUCCAGCAGGGGUACGGGAAAGUGAAUGCCAUUACCUGGAAGUCGAGCCGAUUGAACCGGGUGGCAAGAAGCAGCCUCUCAGCCGAGACCCAAGCCCUCGCGGAUUUGGAUGGCGAAAUGAUGUACGCACGCCUUACGUGGGCGGAGAUGAAUGGCUACAGAGGCGACAUGAAGCUUAAGGAUGAGUGGAUCAGGGCCAUCCCGGCGAUCAUGGUCAUCGACGCCCGAGCUCUCUUCGACGCCCUUGAACGAGGCGACCUGACGAUCUCCAGCAUGAAAGACAAGUUUUCUGCGCUGGAGACCUUGGCACUUGCCCAAAGCAUGUCUACGCUGGGUACUCAGUUGCAAUGGACCGAUAGCGACCAUCAGUUAGCUGACGGUCUGACAAAGAUCCAGAAGCAAGACCAGCUCAAGCGCUUUUUGGCAAGUGGCUGUUGGAGACUUCGCCAUCCUGGGGCACUGAUGAGUGCCAAGAAGCGGCGUGCUUUAGAAGCCUUAGGUCCGUGUUCUGCACGUGAAGCCGAUCGCUAA
This is a messenger RNA of Symbiodinium necroappetens, 7248 nucleotides long. Lineage: Eukaryota; Dinophyceae; Suessiales; Symbiodiniaceae. The record is from the annotation of a GenBank genome assembly.